AUGGCGGAUGUUGAAAUGAAGGAGGCAUCCUCCUCCAAGACGAAGGCUGUAUCCAAGGCAGAAGGAUCCGGUGAUGGGAAGAAGAAAUUCGAAGUCAAGAAGUGGAAUGCUGUUGCUCUAUGGGCGUGGGAUAUCGUUGUUGAUAACUGUGCUAUUUGCCGUAACCACAUUAUGGAUCUCUGCAUCGAGUGUCAAGCAAACCAAGGCUCAUCCACCACCGAGGAGUGCACAGUUGCUUGGGGAAUUUGCAACCAUGCAUUCCAUUUCCACUGUAUUUCCCGCUGGCUGAAAACCCGUCAAGUGUGCCCUCUCGAUAACAAAGACUGGGAGUUUCAGAAGUACGGCCGGUAA
Molecule: messenger RNA, 351 nt
Organism: Aspergillus nidulans FGSC A4
Lineage: Eukaryota; Fungi; Ascomycota; Eurotiomycetes; Eurotiales; Aspergillaceae
Product: SCF ubiquitin ligase complex subunit rbxA
Exons: 4
Coding region: 1-351 (116 amino acids)
Biological process (GO): protein ubiquitination; proteasomal protein catabolic process
Cellular component (GO): cytoplasm; nucleus
Molecular function (GO): zinc ion binding
Source: RefSeq, a predicted model, not a curated record